ACGACAUUCUCAAUUGAAGAAACUACAAUAAAAACUGCAAAAACUAGACUCCCAAUAUAUUUUUCUACAUAAUAUCUAUAAAUUGAGAAGGUAUAUUUUGAUUCUAAAAGUGAGGAGUUACAUGAUUAAUUUUGUAAUCAUAGACGUAUUUAUCUAAUACUGAACCCUCUAUUGCAUUCUGCAGUGCAAGUGUUUGGACUCUCAGUGCCGCUGUUGACCAAUGUAGAGCCUACCUCCAUCAUUUGUUACAUUAAACAGAGAAAGAGACACCCAUACUGCACACAAGCUUCGUUGCAGAAACCAGGACAUUUUCGCGCUGCGAUAUAUUUAUUUUGGAUUCAAGAAACACGAAGAUGAUCACUUUGUAAUAGAGGGACCAUAAAGCUUUGGAAUAUAUUGUUACAUCUAUAGAAUUUAUCGAAUUUUGCCGAAUCUAAAAUGUUGGACAGAACAAUGAGACGGCAAGUACUGUUGUUUAUUUCGAUUUUUACGCUAAACUCUGUAUUUGGGCAGGUUACCUACUCCAUCCCUGAGGAAAUGUCAAAGGGCUCUCUAGUUGGUAACAUAGCACAGGAUUUAGGGCUAGACGUGAAAAGAUUGAAGUCCGGUAAGGCUCGCAUAUAUACAGAGGACAAUGCAGAAUACAUCGAGCUGAAUAAAGACAGAGGAGCCCUGCUUGUGAAAGAGAGGAUCGACAGGGAGGCGCUCUGUGGACAGACAACACCAUGCGCUUUACGUCUUCAAAUUACGCUGGAAGACCCGAUUGAAUUCUUUACAGUUACACUCGAAAUUAAUGACAUUAAUGAUAAUGCACCGAGCUUCAAAAAGGAUGAGAUGAAAUUUAGGAUUAGUGAGUCGGCUGUGAUUGGAGCAAAAUUUGUGCUGGAAAGAGCAAUGGAUCUUGAUGUCGGUAUGAACGGAUUGCGGGGUUAUUCGCUAAAACCUACAGACAACUUUAAUCUAAAAUUCCAAAAUCAGCAAGAUGGGAGUAAAAAGGUAGAAAUGGUUUUGCAAAAACAUCUAGACAGAGAGGCACAAGAUCACCUCUUUUUAACUCUUACCGCGUUUGAUGGUGGUGAUCCUCAGCUUUCGGGAACAAUGCAAGUAGAAAUUUUCGUUCUAGAUGUCAAUGACAAUGCCCCAGUAUUUACACAAGAAGUAUAUAAAGUUACUAUAAUGGAGACUGCUAUGAAAGACACAAUUUUGAGUACCGUUAGUGCUGUAGAUGCAGACGAAGGGUCAAAUGGAAAAGUAUCAUACUCAAUAACAAACACGUUGGAUGAUGUCCCUGUUAUGUUUCAAGUCGACGAAGAAAAUGGCGUGGUAGUUUUAUCUGGAACGCUGGAUUAUGAAAAAGCUCAACACUAUGAAAUACACGUACAAGCUAGUGAUGAUGGAGGACUAACAGAUUCAUGUAAGAUUAUAGUUGAGGUAACAGAUACGAACGAUAAUCCCCCGUCUAUUAAUGUCAUGUCUAAAACAAAUUCAAUAUCAGAAAAAUCUCGGCCAGGAACGGUUGUAACUAUAUUUAAUGUUCAAGAUCCUGACUCCGGAGAAAAUGGUAACGUUGCAUGUAAUAUCGAAGAAAACAUGCCCUUUCUGAUGAAAACCACGGACGAUGCAGCGGAUACAGAGUGA
Messenger RNA from Etheostoma cragini (Arkansas darter), 1638 nucleotides. RefSeq names its product protocadherin beta-16-like. The coding region runs from base 439 to 1638 and encodes 399 amino acids. Gene Ontology annotation, molecular function: calcium ion binding. Gene Ontology annotation, cellular component: plasma membrane. NCBI's taxonomy places the organism in Eukaryota, Metazoa, Chordata, Actinopteri, Perciformes, Percidae. Gene Ontology annotation, biological process: homophilic cell-cell adhesion. The transcript is spliced from 2 exons. The record is from RefSeq and is a predicted model, not a curated record.